AAUGGGCGGAGACUUUUCCCUUCCACUUUGUGCAGUCACUUAGCAAAUAAUCAUAUUUCGUUUAAUUGAUCAUCAAUUCUGUUUGUCACAUUUGACUUCAUUCAUUUGAAUUGAUUAAAUGUGGCCUUUCUUUACUUGUUAACUUGUUUGGAAUUCUCAUUGAAUGUCAUACAAAUAUAUAUAUUAUUAUAUGAUCUAUAAUUAUAUAUAUAUGUUCUGUUUAUAUGACCCUGUAUUACAUAAAUAGUGCUGGGAGUAGCUAAUUUUAUGUGAGAAGAUGCAAUUUAAUCGCAAUGUGAUAUAAUAAUUGUCAUCCAUUACAUUGAUGGGUGGGGGGAGAGUGGUGUUGGCCUCACAGUUCUGAGGUCGUGGGUUCAAAUCCCUGCCCCCGCCUGUGUGGAGUUUGCAUGUUCUCCCUGUGGCUUUUCUCCUCAGACAUCCCAAAAACAUCCAACAUUAAUUGGAGACUCCAAAUUGCCCCGAGGUGCGAUUGUGUGCAUGACUGUUGUCUGUCUCCACGUGCGUGCAAUUGGCUGGCGACCAGUUCAAGGUGUACCCCGCCUCCUGGCCGAUGACGCCUCUCCCGUGACCCUUGUGAGGAUAAGUGGCUAAGAAAAUGGAUGCCUGGAUACAUUGAUGCUAGAAAAUGUGGAAUUAAAUUGUCCUUAAUUACAAUUGUAGUUAAGUCUAGCAAAAGCUCAGAUCAUUUCACAGGAAAGCAAUUAGUUCUUUCAAUCGACCGGAUCAGGGUGUACGCCGCCUUUCGCCCGAAUUUAGCUGGGAUAUGCUCCACAACUCCGUGACCCUUGUGAGGAUAAGCGGCUUGGAAUAUGAACACGGACCUUGAGAAGCUCAUUGAAAUAGUUGCAUUUCAAAAGGCCACCGUGACGACAGACACGCAACAUGUGUGAGGUGGUUUGUCGGAAAAGGAGAUGAUGGAGAAGCUUUCGGGAUUUUCCUGGCGUGAAUUGCAUCCCACAUGAGGUUGAGCACACGUGCACGUUUGCGGCCAAAAAGAAACUUUUGGUUCGGCGUUGAGAAAAAGUCAACAUGUCUCCUGCUGACUCCACUUGAGGCUGACAACAUAUUUCCUGUUGUCCAAAAUCCAAAAACCACCACAGACUCCAAGCGGAUCUUGAGAAUUGGUUGGCCCCCGUCCGUGGAUGAGCACAUCUGCCUUUCAGUUCUGAGGAAUGGCGUUCAAAUCCCGCUCCUGGCUGUAUGGUGUCUCCACGUUUCUCCAGGCACAGGGAUGUGCUUAGCAAAACCACUUGGUCUACCUCUCCCGGCGGAAUCCCGAGGUGUUCCCGGCCCAAGUCCGGAGCGCCUCGCAAGGGAGGCGUCCGGGUUAGCCGAUAGUCAUCGAGCGCCCCGACUUAGCUCCAAGGAUCAUUGGGACAUCCAAACCCCUCCACAUGAUAAGGAUCAGUGCCUCAGUGCCCAAGGCUGGACCCGGCGCUACCACAAGGGAGGGGUCGCCGUGUGGUGCUGUCCCGAUGACGGGGACAACAGCGUCCAGAAGAUUAAGAUGAAAAUCGUGUGUAAGGACGUGAGGGCUGAGACACUGUACGACGUCUUACACGACACAAACUACCGCAAGAAGUGGGACAGCAACAUGAUGGACACGUACGACAUCGGCCGGCUGACUGUCAACGCUGACGUCGGCUAUUACUCCUGGAGGUGUCCCAGUCCACUGAAGAAUCGAGACUUUGUGACGUUGAGGUCAUGGCUUCCGCUUGGCAACGACUUCCUGAUCAUCAACUACUCGGUCAAACACGCACAACAUCCUCCAAAGAAGGACUUUGUCCGCGCCGUCUCUCUGCUCACCGGGUACUUCAUCCAGUCCGACGGAGCUGACAGCUCAUCUCUGUACUACCUCAGCCACCUGGACCCGAGAGGUUCUUUACCAAAGUGGGUGGUGAACAGAGUCGCUCAGUUUGUGGCUCCGAAGGCAAUGAGGAGGAUCUACAAGGCAUCUCAGAAGUAUCCCGAAUGGAAGCGGAAGCACGAUCCCAAUUUGAAGCCGUGGGUGUUUCCGGAGCAAAACACGUUGCCGUGCGUCCGUUUGUCAGAGCUGACGCCGCAAGGCGCCGACUCGUUGGAAAACAUCGACGAGAGCAGCUUGAGUGAGGACAAGGCCAAGCAGAGCGACGACGACGACGACGAGACUUGAACACGUCCACUUUGUAACUUUCUGUUUUACCCUCUUUUGUUUGGCUGAGUGGAAAACUAUCAAAGUCAUCCUGAUUAUGCUCAUCAUAAUGAAUGUCAUUUUCUGUCCAGAAUCAUUUUUUGUUUGCUCCUAAAGUUAAAAAAAAAACAAAAAACAUUGUAACGAGUUGUCAAAAGCGCAAAAACUCCACAAGCACGUGUGCGCGUUGCUUAUGUAAUGUACGCUAUUAUAUGACCUUGAGUACGACCACCUAGUGGUAAGCACGUCUGCCUCCCAUUUCUGAGGUUUGUGGUUUGAAUCUCAGCUCCAGACUACCUGUGUGUGUUCUGUUGUGGUUUCUCCUUCCAUAUUCUACAAAUUCUUCUUCUUCUUUUCCUUUCGGCUUGUCCCGUUAGGGGUUGCCACAGCGCGUCAUCUUUUUCCAUCUAAGCCGAACCUUCUCCUGCGUCUUCCUCUCUUAACACCCCAACCGCCCUCAUGUCUUCCCUCACCACAUCCAUAAACCUUCUCUUUGGUCUUCCUCUCUCUCGCUCUUUUGCCUGGGAGCUGCAUCCUCAGCACCCUUCCACCAUGAUACUCCCUCUCUCGCAUCUGAACAUGUCCAAACCAUCGAACUCUGCUCUCUCUCACCAUGUCUCCAAAACAUCCAACUUUGGCUGUCCCUCCCUCUAAUGAGCUCAUUUCUAAUCCUAUCCAACCUGCUCACUGCGAGCGAGAACCUCAACAUCUUCAUUUCUGCUUCCUGUUGUUUCUUCAGUGCCACUGUCUCUAAUCCGUACAUCAUGGCCGCCCUCACCGCUGUUUUGUAAACUUUGCCCUUCAUCCUAGCAGAGACUCUUCUGUCACAUAACACACCAGACACCUUUCGCCAGCUGUUCCAACCUGCUUGGACCCAUUUCGUCACUUCCUUACCACACUCACCGUUGCUCUGGAUUGAGGAUUGACCCUAAAUAUUUGAAGUCGUCCAGCCUCGCUAUCUCUUCUCCCUGUAGCCUCACUCUUCCCCCUCCACUUUUGUCAUUCACGCACAGAUAUUCUGUUUUACUUCGGCUAAUCUUCAUUCCUCUCCUUUCCAGUGCAUGUCUCCAUCUUUCCAAUUGUUCCUCUGCGUGCUCCCUGCUUUCACUGCACAUGACAAUAUCAUCUGCGAACAUCAUGGUCCAAGGGGAUUCCAGUCUAACCUCAUCUGUCAGCCUAUCCAUUACCACUGCAAACAG
Syngnathoides biaculeatus (alligator pipefish) is the source of this 3390-nucleotide messenger RNA. It is a transcript of the gene stard15, whose product is annotated as StAR-related lipid transfer (START) domain containing 15. Bases 980 to 2173 code for a protein of 397 amino acids. Gene Ontology annotation, molecular function: lipid binding. The record is from RefSeq and is a predicted model, not a curated record. Lineage: Eukaryota; Metazoa; Chordata; Actinopteri; Syngnathiformes; Syngnathidae. The transcript has 10 exons.